CAGUUGCUGCUUCUUAGCUCAAGCAGUAAGCUUUGUGGUGACUAGGAUGGACAGAUGUUAGAAUAAAGUUGGUGACACCUAGAAUCGAUGUCUCAGAAGAAUUGUAUGUGAUCAUCGAGUGAAAGCUGUAACAUUACACAAGAUUAAAUUUCAUUAUCGAACAUAUUUUAACUCGGUAUGCAUUCGAAUACCAUCGUCUGAGUGCUGAAGUGUACUACAUCCACGACAAUAAUCUUUUGGGGGGUCGCUGGGUUUGAAGUUACUGAAACCACUGCAGUUCAAAUGUGACUUAGAACAAAACAUAUUCUGAGACUUUACACUUGAAAGUGAGGUAACGUUAUAGGAAGUAUGUGGAGACAGUGUAAGACGAGAAUAAAAAAAGCGAGUUAUUUCUCUUUCGCCCAAAAUUAGAGACAGAACGCUUCACUACUCAGAUGACUGUUUGAGUUGCAAGUGAAUUAGAUAAAGUGUUAAUAACGGUAUUUAAAUUUAAAUAAUUUAGUAGAUUUGAGGACAUCUUUAGAUCAAGUUCAUUUUUGUAUAAUUAUUUAAUAUAAAUUGCAAAAAUAAUUACUAUAAAAGUAUAAAAAUAAUUUUAUAUAGUUUAGAUACAAAAUAUUCCUUUAUAAUCUUAAAAAAUAACGACACAUGUGUAUUUAUUGUUCGUUAAUUUGCCACAAAAGACUCUAUUAUCUCAGGUAAAUCAGAUCUUAACACACCUUCAAAUGACUCACUUGACAAAAGUUUUAAAAAUCUCAUCUUAACUGAAACACGAUAUUUUUAGUCGACAAACGAAAUGGAAUGCAUUCAACUAAGAUUACGUUUGGUGAUAAUCAUAUGCUUCAUCUUUAUUGUUUGUGUGAACUGCGCAAGAGACCAAAACCCAAACCACACAAUAUCAAGACACAGUCGACAAAAGAAAUCUCACCUCGUGAAGAAAUACUUGAGGCGUCUGAAGAAGCAAGAAGGAAUACUCAGACUAGUAGACGGUCGUGGAGAAUAUGAAGGAAACGUGGAGAUCUACCACAUGGGGAAGUGGGGGAGUGUGUGCGACGACGAAUGGGACAUGCGCGAGGCCAUGGUAGUCUGCCGCCAUCUUGGCUAUGAACGUCCGUACAGAGUCACCCACAGUUCCAUGUUCGGACCCUCGAGAAGGCGCUUCUGGAUGGACAACUUGUAUUGCACAGGAGAUGAGAAAAACUUGACGGCGUGUCGUUUUGAUGGCUGGGGCGCCAAUGACUGUACCAGCAGCGAAGCAGCAGGAGUCGUCUGCUUGUCACCAGAAAUUACAGCCACUGAAGAAACAACUACCACGCCCAAGCCACCGAAGAAAGAGCCUCUUAUAAGAAUUAAAGACGCUACAGAACACAGCAUGUCAAUCAGACUGGCCGGAGGGAGAGUACCUGAAGAAGGACGAGUCGAAGUCAAAUUCGGAGACUCAGCCUGGGGCUUGGUGUGUGGGGACGGCUGGAGUGUCUUUGAGGCCAUGGUGGUCUGCCGACAGCUAGAUCUGGGAUAUGCCAACGACGCUAUUCAGACCGACUUCUUCGGCGGUAACGCCUCCUCCAUGGUGCUGAGCGGUGUACAGUGUCAUGGUGACGAAUCUGCAUUGUCGCACUGCCUCCACGAUCAGAUGGGACAGGUCUCUUGUCCAGGAAAACGAGAAAAUAUAGCAGGUGUCGUCUGCACAUCAGUAAUGGCGGAUCUAGUAAUCGACCAUCUUGAAAUAAUGCGCACGGCACAUUUAGAGGACCGACAGCUGUACUUCCUGCAGUGUGCCAUGGAGGAGAACUGUCUUGCGUCUGCGGCCUACAAGUUGCAGACUGACAACUCUGUGAACUGGCACUUGGAGACGAGGCGACUUCUCAGAUUCACAGCCCGCAUCCUUAACGCAGGAACUUCCGACUUCAGACCCAUGAUACCGGAACACUUGUGGGAGUUCCAUCAGUGCCACAUGCACUAUCACAGCAUGGAAGUGUUUGCAACGUUCGAUGUAAUGGACUCAAAAGGUGUUAAAGUUGCAGAAGGACACAAGGCAUCUUUCUGUUUAGAGGAUAACCAGUGUAUGCCAGGAGUAAAGCCAUUUUAUGCUUGCGCCAAUUUUGGUGAUCAGGGCAUCUCUGUCAACUGUUCUGACAUCUAUCGGCACAAUAUUGAUUGUCAGUGGGUGGAUAUUUCAGAACUGAACCCAGGGAUGUACACCUUCAAGGUGUCCAUCAACCCAGAAUUCAAAGUGGCUGAGAUGACAUAUGACAAUAACGCGGCCGUCUGUUCCCUUUACUACACGGAAUCCUUCGCCCACAUUUUCAACUGCAGCAUUCAGAGACCGUGAUCAAGGCGCCGGUUCAUAAGGCAGUGAUACCUAACCAACGUUAACUAGUCUCUCAUUAUGAACUGUAGACAGUUCUGCUACAAAUAUAACAAACUGUGUAAAGAGAUAAAUUCGUAAGCUACGCGCAGAUACUGAAUGUCACUCUCGAAUUCACAUAAUUGCAUUAAAGCAUACGUUAUACAGUGUGGCAAUGUCAUGCCGGCAUCAAGACAUUGUUUUCUCAUUAUUUUAUUGUUUUAUUGCUAGUGGGGUGGUAUUAAGUCCUUUGUACUGCGGCCACUUCUGGCCUAUUGUAC
Molecule: messenger RNA, 2628 nt
Organism: Cryptotermes secundus
Lineage: Eukaryota; Metazoa; Arthropoda; Insecta; Blattodea; Kalotermitidae
Gene: Loxl2
Product: lysyl oxidase homolog 2
Exons: 8
Coding region: 797-2332 (511 amino acids)
Biological process (GO): peptidyl-lysine oxidation
Cellular component (GO): membrane
Molecular function (GO): protein-lysine 6-oxidase activity; copper ion binding
Source: RefSeq, a predicted model, not a curated record